GCUCCUCAGUGGCAGGCGCGGCCGCGGGUCCCGGCGCCGCCACGUGGGUCGCGGCUGGGAUGCUGCAGGUGCGGCCGGGGCUGUACCUGGGCGGGGCGGCGGCCUCGAUGGAGCCGGGCAGCCUGAGGGAGGCGGGCGUCACGGCCGUGCUGACCGUGGACGCGGAGGAGCCCGACCUCCCGGGGCCAGACCUGCGGCGGCUCUUCGUGCGCGCGCUGGACGAGCCCGGGACCGACCUGCUGAGCCGCCUGGACGGCUGCGUGGCCUUCGUGCGCCAGGCGCGCGCCGAGGGUCGCGCGGUGCUGGUGCGCUGUCAUGCGGGAGUCAGUCGAAGUGUCGCUGUCAUGACUGCCUUUCUGAUGAAGACUGAGCAGCUCACCUUUGAAAAGGCCUAUGAAAACCUCCGGACGAUCCACCCCGAGGCCAAGAUGAACGAGGGGUUUGAGUGGCAACUGAAAUUAUACCAGGCCAUGGGAUGCGAAGUCGAUACUUCUAGUGCAAUUUAUAAGCAAUAUCGUUUACAAAAGGUUACAGAGAAGUACCCAGAACUGCAGAACUUACCCCAAGACCUCUUUGCUGUCGACCCAACUACGGUUCCACAAGGACUGAAAGAUGAGAUUCUCUACAAAUGUAGGAAGUGCAGGCGGUCUUUAUUCCGAAGUUCUAGCAUUUUGGAUCAUAAGGAAGGGAGUGGUCCCGUAGCCUUCGCCCACAAGAGGCUGAUGCCUGCGUUCGCACCCGCCCCGGGGGGCCCGGCUCAGUGCACCUCACACUUUGUUGAGCCUGUGCAGUGGAUGGAGCCCGCCCUGCUAGGAGUGAUGGACGGACAGCUCCUGUGCCCCAAAUGCAAUGCCAAGCUGGGUUCUUUCAACUGGUGCGGCGAACAGUGCUCCUGUGGUAGGUGGGUAACACCUGCUUUCCAAAUCCAUAAGAACCGAGUGGACGAAGAGCGACCGCUCCCGCGUCUGGGAUCGCAGUCGAGAAAAGCGUGAGCGUGUGGCACCUGAGAGCCUGGAGGGAACUUGCCGGCGGUACCGGCUGCUCGCUCCCCGCCACUCCCGCAGAGUCUGGUGUCGGGCCCGCCGGCGUUUAUGGGGAAUGUGAGGCGGUGAAGGCACCUGAUGUGACUUGGACACGGUGUCUAAGGAGAACCCUUCACGUGGAAGUUGAAACUUUUUAAUCAUGUAAAUUAUACUUUGUUGGAUAUUAAAAUACUCUGUAA
Molecule: messenger RNA, 1222 nt
Organism: Pteronotus mesoamericanus
Lineage: Eukaryota; Metazoa; Chordata; Mammalia; Chiroptera; Mormoopidae
Gene: DUSP12
Product: dual specificity phosphatase 12
Exons: 6
Coding region: 60-992 (310 amino acids)
Biological process (GO): protein dephosphorylation
Cellular component (GO): nucleus
Molecular function (GO): protein tyrosine/serine/threonine phosphatase activity
Source: RefSeq, a predicted model, not a curated record